CGGAAAACCUUACACAUUACGUCGCCCUUAGACGCGCACCGCGCCAUCCUCGGCGAGGGAUCGAAAGGGGGGCUCGCGGCCGAACGCGACCCCUCGACUUUUUUUUUCCGCUCUCCGGGAAAUCGCAAGUUCGCCCUGCGAUUCGUGCCGUCGUUUCUUCUCUUUCUCUCACCGGGACGCGUCACGAUCGCGGGAGAGAAGAAAGCAGCAGGAGCGAUCUAUCGAGGGAUAUACACACACAUAUACAUACAGUGCAGUGAAAAAAAAAUCAAUGGAUCCGUCCGCGGAUCUCGUUGGGGCUUGUGAUCUGAUAUAAAGGCCGAUCUGUGAGCCGGCGAAUGAGCGCGUCGCGCGUGUGUAUAAGUGCGUAACUCGACGGGAAAGCGAUUAUCGAAGCACCAUGAGAAGUGAUACCGCGAGCCACCGGGCCGCGCGUUCUGCGCUUUCCGCGACGCUCCUCUGCGUCCUCCUCGUCGCCGUCACCGGCGUUCGCGGACUGAACAAUGUGUCAAUCCAUAUACCAUUGGCAGUGGCAGCUGGCACGACGGUCAACAUGUCCUGCACGUACGAUCUACAAUCGGAAACCCUUUACACCGUCAAAUGGUACAAGGGCUCGGAAUUUUAUCGAUAUAUCCCCAAGGAGAUGCCGCCGAUCGGAGUGUUCGGAGAGCUCGGGGCGAAAGUUGUGACAAAUCGGAGCGACGCGCAUCGAGUGGUCCUGAAGGAUAUACAACCCAAUCAUACCGGCAAAUAUCGCUGCGAGGUCUCCGGAGAUGCUCCCACAUUCAGUACUAUAAUGGUUGCAGCUUACAUGCACGUAGCUAGUCUGCCGAAUGGCGAUCCCGAGCUGCGGGUGGAGAAGACGCGCUACGCGGUCGGCGACACCGUACGUGGAAACUGCACGGUACCGUCGGGAAAUCCUCCGGCCAACGUGACGUGGACUGUCAAUGGGACACCGGUGAACUCGAGCUUCAUCAUGAACAUCACGGACAAAGUCGGCGACAACCAGCAGCAGAUGACGGUCGCGGGAUUGGACUUCGAGACUAUGCAGGAUAACUUCAACAACGGCAGGCUGCACAUCGUUUGUCACGCCAACGUCUUUCAUCUGUACCAGAAAAAGGCCGCCGUACUCCUGAUCGAGGAACGUCCGAAGCUGGCCUCUGUGUUAGGAACGCGAGAAUCCUCCUACAUCGGUAACGCAGCAAAGCACACCGCCGAGUGUUUCUACAUCACCGCUAUAACUACACUGCUGCUGAACAGCCUGAGAUAACAUCGAUGAAUCCCCAAUGCGUUUUACGUGCACGAUUGUAUCGAGACGGAGCUGGAGUAAAUCGUUUGUAAAAUUUUGAAAUUAUUAAAUGGGAUGAGAAGGAAGAAAGAAGAACAGACAGGAGAACACCCGGGCAAGAGAGGGGAGGAAAAUCUUUCGUUGAAAUAAAUACCGAGCGUAUGUUAUUCGUGUAAAUAGGAUAAAAGAAAAGAAAAAAGAAACACACACACACACACACACAGAAUUUAGCGACUUAUCUACGUGUAUGAGAUCUUCGUCCGCCGACGUGGACGAACUUGUAAUCCGAAUAACGUGUCGUAUUAUUAUGUAAUAGACCGACUAAGUGUCGCGCCAAACUGCCGAGACGUCUUAUUUGACGACAGAUCGUUGUGACCGUCUUUUUCUAUCCUCCGACGAUGAUUUUUUGAUACCUCCUCUGUGACACCUGUAGUUGACGCAAGCAUGUUCCGUCAUUAUUACAGGUGAACACUGUUAUCGUUUAUAAACGACAUUUUAUUUCGAUGAUAUACGAAUAAAGGAAUCGCCUUCGUUA
This is a messenger RNA of Dinoponera quadriceps, 1823 nucleotides long. RefSeq lists its product as uncharacterized. NCBI's taxonomy places the organism in Eukaryota, Metazoa, Arthropoda, Insecta, Hymenoptera, Formicidae. The record is from RefSeq and is a predicted model, not a curated record. Bases 401 to 1270 code for a protein of 289 amino acids. The transcript is spliced from 6 exons.